Molecule: messenger RNA, 4299 nt
Organism: Hyalella azteca
Lineage: Eukaryota; Metazoa; Arthropoda; Malacostraca; Amphipoda; Hyalellidae
Gene: dor
Product: vacuolar protein sorting-associated protein 18 homolog
Exons: 3
Coding region: 132-3089 (985 amino acids)
Biological process (GO): organelle fusion; lysosome organization; intracellular protein transport
Cellular component (GO): endosome; HOPS complex
Molecular function (GO): protein-macromolecule adaptor activity
Source: RefSeq, a predicted model, not a curated record
UAAUGGCAGAGCCAAAGUUGAAAUGAACAAGUCUGUGCCUCACGAUUGAAAAAUUACAAAAACAGGGAUCCCUUACCUCUGUUCAGAUAGCAUGCUGUAAGAAUUGAGCUUCAGAGCAAGUCGUCAGCACCAUGGCCAGCAUAUUUGACCAGUACGAGUCUCAGCAAGGGUCGUACAGCAACCAUGUCUCCGGCACAAAUUCUUCCAUGAGCUCCACAUUGGCCACGUCUCUCUUCCGCAACCUCAAGCUGGAAGAAGAUACGCCUAUUUUCUCCAAGCAGAGGAUAAACUUCUUGCCAAAACAUGACAUUGUCCAGUUUGUGGCUAACAACAAUAGGAUUGUUUUAGCUAUGACAAAUAAUGUGUUAAUUAGGAUUAACUUGCUACAACCUCAAAACAUUGAAGAAAUUGACCUAGGAAAGUUCUGCACUCAAAGUAACCAAGUUUAUAGAUUAUUCUUGGACGCUAGCGGCGAGCAUUUGCUUGUAAGCUUAUUUAAAAAACCCAAAGCUGAUGAAUCAUCGACCAUCGAAGCAAUUGACUGCUUGUACAUCCCCUGGGCAAGCAAAAAAAUCAGUGCGAUCACUAGAUUAAAAGGUCACAUGGUGUCUUCUGUUGCGUGGAGCCAGCGCAAUGCGUCACAAACCUUGACAGGCCCCAUAGUGAUAGGCACCGCGGCAGGUCAGCUGCAUGAGUUUGAGCUGUCACAAGAGAACUCGAUGUUCCAGUCAGGAAUGGAGCCGUACUGCAAGCAGCUUUACGCUCUGACCAAAGUUGAGGAAAUUGAUGGCGUUCAAAUAUUGUCCUGUCCCACGGAUGAUCUGGAGUAUGUUAUCCUCUGCUGCACCAAAACUCGCUUGUAUUCAUUCAGAGGAAACAUUCCAUCUUCCGAGAAGCGACCUUUGUUCUCUGAAAUCUUUCUUCCUUAUAAAGACAGAACGGACCAUUACAUUGAGUACCAUGGAUCUAUACACAAACCUUGUCUUGAACUUCAUUAUGAACCCAACACAAUGCUUGCCUUCUCUUUUGCAUGGACGAAUGCUUUUGGUGUGUAUUAUGCAUCAGUGGAUUGGAGCAAAUCUGGCAGUGAUAUUUCAGAUCAAAAGAAGCUGCUCAAAGUUACCCGGGAUUCCGGCAGCUCAGAACUGUUAUCCAAAGUCUCUGCAGGCCUCGUGUUGACGCCUUUCCAUGUUUUAUUGCCACACGACAAUGAAGUGUCUGUUGUCAGCAUCUUGAGUGAGAAAGUGCUUAUGAAUGACCGAAUCCCCGGCGACUGCGGUGACGCGCUUGGUAUGUGCCAAGACUCCGUUAAAGGCACCAUCUGGCUCUACACUAAGAAAGGGAUUUUCAAGUGCAAAAUGGACAGAGAAGAUAGAAAUGUGUGGAAGGCCUAUCUCGACCAAGAGAAGUUCGAUAUGGCACGGAAAUACUGUCGUGGAGAUGAAUUAAAGCUGUUGCAUGUGCGUAUGAAGGAAGCCGAAUUUUUGUUUGAGAAGGGCGACUCUGUAAGGAGUGCUCAGUUGUAUGCUCACACACUAGUGCCUUUUGAACAAGUCUUCUUUAAGCUGAACAGCAUCAAGGAUGAUUCAGGACUGCGUGUCUUCCUCUUGGAAAAGCUGGAAACUUUAGGUGAGGAUGAAAUAGGUCAGUAUUCUUUGGUAACACUUGUGUUGCUCGAACACUACUUCAAAACGCUUGGACUUCUCCGAGACUCGGGUGAGGACACAAAUCAAGAAUACAAGAAAGUCAGCUCGGAGCUUGAGAAUUUGCUGCAAAAGCCACGCGUCCUGAAAACUUUAGAAAGAAACAGUAACGCCGUAUACCAAUUGCUCAGCUGCCACGCCGAUCAGAGCAAUAUCAUUAAGAUCUCAGGCUUGAUCAAAGCGUACGAUCGAGUUGUAAAGCACCUGAUCAACACAAACCGACACAUGGAGGCUUUAGAGAUACUUACGAAUCACUCUUCUGACGUGCUGAUAUUAGAGCACCUGCCAACGCUUCUCAAAACGAUCCCAAUCCCCACCGUCGACUUCAUGAUGUCUCUUGGCCACAAGCUUGAUCCUGUGAAAAUGAUGCCUAAAUUAGUGCAGGUCCACGCUUCAAAGAAAGCCACCUCGGAGAUCAGAAAAUACCUCGAGUACUGCAUUAAUGAACUCGACCGCACCGACUCUGUUCUGCAUAAUUUUCUCAUAACAAUCUAUGCAACUGAAUAUCCGGACAAACUUCUGCCGUACCUGAAAAUGCAGGGUGAAAAUUUAGACAGUGUUUAUUACGACACCAAGCUUGCGUUGCGCGAGUGCGUUUCGGCAAAACAGGACGUUGCCUCGGUGCAUAUCCUCUCCGUGAUGGGGCUGUACCAGGAGGCUGUAGAACUCGCGCUCAAAACUGAUUUGAAUCUCGCCAAAGCUACGGCAGAAAAGCAACGCAACAACCCUCAACUCUGCAAGAAAUUAUGGCUUGUAAUCACCAAGUAUCUCGUAGAGGAGAGUCAGGAUGUCACAAAGGCUCUGGCCAUCAUGCAUGAAUGUGAACUAAUUAAAAUCGAAGACAUUCUUCCGUUUUUUCCAGAUUUUGUAACUAUUGAUCUCUUUAAGGACGCUAUUUGCGAAUCGCUAAAGGAAUAUAACGAAGAAAUAGAAAUGCUUAAAGUUGAGAUGAACGAAGCCUCAAAAAUUGCAGACGAGAUGCGAUCGGACGUGCAACUUUUGAAACAAGAACACACGAGCGUGAACGCUGACGACCUUUGCCACGAGUGCCACAACUCCCUCCUCGACAGGCCGUUCUAUUUGUUCCAAUGUGAUCACAAGUAUCACCAAGACUGCCUCACCGAAGCAGUGAUGGCAUAUCUGACUCCCUCAGAGAAGCACACCGUGCAGAAGCUGAGGUCGCGGCUCUUGGCUCUGUCUUCGGAAGAGCAGCGCGGCAGCGGCAGUAACCAAGACGCCUCAACUGAACGCGUCGAGGUACGCGCUAAACUGGACGACAUCGUGGCGUUCGAGUGCCUUUAUUGCGGCGAGAGAAUAGUUGACUGCAUCGACACGCCCUUCAUUGCAGACCAAGACUGGAGAGAAGUCAUGGCUGAAUGGCGGUGAUGAAACAGUUUCUUUCAACUGUCACACGUCCAACCGAAGAAGUAGCAGCUGUCAGAGCCCCAAGUGACAUCUAGUAACGGAGACCUCCUGCUCAUCAAAAUAGGCGGCUUGUUAGAUCCAAUCAAGAUUCGGAGGACUCUGGUUUUUGUAUUUUCUAAUUGCUACUUUUCAGUUAUAAAAUAAUUAUCUUUUGUCAUGAGCAUUGAUUGAGUCAUCCUCUUCUCAUACUAUGUUAUUUGUCAUUCAAUGUGCACUACUAUACAAAUCAAUCUAUAUUGUUAUUUUAUUUAUUUUGUGUUGGCAAUCGUCCCAGAAUUGUAUUCUCCUGAUCGGGGUAAACCAUUAUGAAUUUUAUAUCCUAUUGUUAUCCCGCUACUGAUUUCUUUUGAGACUUAAUUUAUCUUAUUCGAGAGUUGCAUCGAAGUUCGUCUUGCCACUGUUGCAAUUUGCGCCAUUCAUGAAUUCGCUAAUUCAAUACUUCAAUACUUUACAAUACUUACAAUACUUUACAUGGAAUGGGAAGAUCAUAACACGUUUGUUUUGGUUUGUAGGCGUACUAACAUUAUUUUUUCAUCAUAUUUUUUCACCAUAUUUUUUCACUAACCAUUAUUUUUCAAGUGUUAGUAGAUUUAAAGAUACCUUUUACUGGGACAGUUUUUAUGUUGAAUUUUCCCCUCAUAUUAUUAUUAUUUAAUCAAAUCUGUUUUAUUAAACAACCGUGUUUGCGUGAGAGGUAGCAAGGUUGGUCUUCAUGAGCAGUUUGAGUUUCCAACAUCAAUUGGUCAUAAGAAUAUACCGAUUCUGAUCACGCAUUAUCGAAACACUACAGUUUCACUCAAGUCUACAUAGGAUUGUAAGUUGAUUAUCAAUUGUAUCUAACAAAUAGUUGUGUUUGAAUACUGUAUAUUAUCUUAGUUAUUUUCCUUCACUCCGUUUAAUUUCUUUACUAGUCGCUACGCCGCUGACAUUCCAUGUUCACCUUCCCGGCCGCUGCUCCAUGUGCUGGCGCUGCGGUUUAUGAUGUGUAGAACUUAUCUCUGGAUGGCUGCUAUGCAAAAAAGCUUUAAUCGGAAAAUUUUAUUUGCAUUAGUUUUGAUUAUAUUACCCCUAACCUAAAACCUAUUCUGUAAUUUCUGCGUAGUGUUUCUUUAUAAUUACUCCUACAAUAGAAAUGUUUCGGAGUUUUCUUACUGAGUAUCGUCUUGAUAAU